GGGCGGGCCAUAGACAAAAUCCUGCCUAUCAGAUAGAGGAGGGCGGGGCUCAGGAGCCGGGAAGGAGGGAGCAGACGAGCCAUAGACACAGAGGGAGAAAAGGGAGCGCAUGUGAGAGAAGGAGGGAGAGGUAGAGGUAGACAGAGAGAUGCAGUGCCACACUGUCUGUGUCCGUGAAGCUGUCUACAGCAGAACUGUUCAUCAUCUGGUAAGGGAUCAUGUCACCUCGUGGAGUGUCAGCGCACAGAUUGGUUGCAGAAGCAGGCAAUGCAGAUAGAGGCUACCCUUGAGCUGGAGUCAAGAGCCAGCAGUGGCACUCUGGACCUGUAGGAAUUACAACAAACCAACACAAGAACAGCAGAGCCCAAAACGGAUCCAGCAAACCACCGAACUGAGGACUGGAUGCCUCAAAACACCUGAACUUUUGGAUUCCUGGUCCAGACCUGCACCAGAACUUUUGAAGAGCUGCUACAGUCCCUGUACUGUGCCAUAAUUCAAACAGGUACUUGGUUUGGGUGAAACUUGACAGGCAUACCAAACACAGACAGCGGUGUACAAAGUUACUACUGCAACCAAACUAGACUUAGUCACCCAUCCAGGAGCCCUGGACCCAGUCUAACCUUGGGCCGGCCGUUCCUUGACCCCGUCCUGGUUCCAGCAGAACGGCACAGCAUGUCUCAGGCCGGAGGACGGGUCCACAACAAAAAGGCCGGCAUUCGUGCGGCCGUCAUCCUGAUCGGGCUGCUGCACAAGUCUCGCAGGGCCAAGGAGAGAGAAAGGGAGAGGGACGAGAGUGAACGGAAACAGGAGCUGCUGACCAUCUCCAACGUCCCUCUGGGAGAAUGUCCCCCCUCACCGCCCCGCACUGCACCACCCAGCAUGAAGUCGGCAGAGUUUUUCGACAUGCUGGAGAGGAUGCAGGAUGACUAUAUCCCCUACCCACGGAUAGAAGAUGUCCUGGAGAAGGGGGGUCCGUACCCCCAGGUGAUCCUGCCCCAGUUCGGGGGCUACUGGAUCGAGGAUGUGGAGGCACCAGCGGGGACACCCACCUCCUCCGAGUCCAGCUUCUGCGAGGAUGAGGAGGGAGGGGGAGGCAUGAGCCCCAGCGGGGGGUUCGGCUACCGCUUAGAGUGUAACAGCACGGCCCGCGCCUACCGCAAACAUUUCCUUGGCAGGGAGCAUAUGAACUACUACUGCACUGGCAGCAGUAUAGGCAACCUCAUCAUGUCUCUGAAACACGAAGAAGCCGAGGGACAGGAGUUCCUACGUAUCAUGCUCAGGUCGAGAGCUAAGACGGUCCAUGACAGGAUCUCUCUAGCAGGCCUCAACCAGCUGCCCAGUGUUCCCCAAAUUGCAAAGCUUCUGUGUGAUGACGCCACAGGGCUGAAGUUCAACCCAGUCCUUUACCCACGGGGCUCCCAGUUGAUUGUGGCUUACGAUGAACAUGAGGUGAACAACACCUUCAAGUUUGGAGUCAUCUACCAGAAGUUUGGACAGACAUCAGAGGAGGAGCUGUUUGGGAAUAAUGAGGAGACACCAGCCUUCAAAGAGUUUCUUAGUGUCCUGGGAGAAAAUAUUGAGCUUCAGGACUUUAAGGGGUUCCGCGGUGGGCUGGAUGUUUCUCAUGGACAGACGGGCACUGAGUCCGUCUACACCGUGUUCAGACAGCGAGAGAUCAUGUUCCAUGUGUCGACCAAGCUCCCGUUCACUGAGGGAGACAUCCAGCAGCUCCAGAGGAAGAGGCACAUAGGAAAUGACAUCGUGGCAGCAGUCUUCCAGGAGGAGGCCACGCCUUUCGUACCUGAUAUGAUUGCCUCCAACUUCCUACAUGCCUAUGUACUGGUACAGGCUGAGAACCCCUGCACAGAGCACACAACAUACAAGGUGUCUGUUACAGCGAGGGAGGAUGUGCCUCCUUUUGGACCGCCUCUCCCAAACCCAGCUGUCUUCAAAAAGGGUCCAGAGUUUCGAGACUUCCUGCUGACAAAGCUGAUCAAUGCUGAAAAUGCCUGCUACAAGUCUGACAAAUUUGCCAAACUAGAGGGUCGUACGCGAGCUGCAUUGCUGGACAAUCUUCACGAUGAGCUGCACAGACAGAGCCAGGCCACACUGGGGUUGGGCCAGGUGGGAGAGGAGGACAAGCUGGAGAACGGGGGACACGGUGGUCUGCUGGAAUCCUUCAAGAGGGCCAUGCGUGUAAGGAGCCACUCUAUGGAGACCAUGGUGGGGUCUCACCGCCACAGGAGCCCUGGGGUAGGAGGAGGGGUCCCGGCCAGCCUCAGCGGAGGAGGAUUGCCCCAGAGCACAAGUGAAUGCACAAAGAGCACCUUUACUCCUCCUGUGUUGUCAGCCAAGUCUCCUCUGAAAAGCCCAGUGAAACGGCGCUCAGGUCUCUUCCCUCGUCUCCACUCCAGCACAGAAACUCCGUUGGACAGACACACACGCAGCGACCAAAAGCCUCCAGAGUUCUGCCCGCUGUCACAGGAAGUGAGAUCAGAGACAUCGUCCAAUCCCAGCUCGCCCGAGAUCUGCCCCAACAAAGAGAGGCCGUUCAUCAAACUGAAGGAGUGUAGCAGCGGCAGGCCAAACAUCUCCCGCUCCUCGUCCAGCACCAGUAGCUUCAGCAGCACCACAGGAGAAACAGAAGUCCUGGAGGAACUGGAUACGGCCAGCCAUCCCUCUACAGUCUCCUCUACAGUCUUUAGCCCCGCCCUCAGUGUUGACAGCCAGGCGACAGGUACCCCUGUCAUCAUGUGCCGCAGUCCCACGGAUGUGAAGAGUAAGACGUCUCCAAGGUCAAACUUGAAGUUCCACUUUGACAAAAUGAGCCACUCAGCCACAACUUCUGAGUAGCUUUGUGGGACGGAAAUACAGACGCACACAACAAAGGGACAACGCGAACUGACGGAGCUGCAAAAUAAAAAAAAAAAAAAAA
Myripristis murdjan (pinecone soldierfish) is the source of this 2935-nucleotide messenger RNA. RefSeq names its product RAP1 GTPase activating protein 2a (gene rap1gap2a). Gene Ontology annotation, molecular function: GTPase activator activity. The record is from RefSeq and is a predicted model, not a curated record. Lineage: Eukaryota; Metazoa; Chordata; Actinopteri; Holocentriformes; Holocentridae. The transcript is spliced from 22 exons. Gene Ontology annotation, biological process: regulation of small GTPase mediated signal transduction. The coding region runs from base 673 to 2853 and encodes 726 amino acids. Gene Ontology annotation, cellular component: cytoplasm; plasma membrane.